Fibroporia radiculosa is the source of this 870-nucleotide messenger RNA. RefSeq lists its product as uncharacterized. Lineage: Eukaryota; Fungi; Basidiomycota; Agaricomycetes; Polyporales; Fibroporiaceae. The record is from RefSeq and is a predicted model, not a curated record. Gene Ontology annotation, cellular component: cytoplasm. Bases 1 to 870 code for a protein of 289 amino acids. The transcript is spliced from 4 exons.
AUGGCGUGCGGGCAGGAUGUCGGGCUGGCAAACGCAGUGAGCGACGCCCUGGCGCUCGUCGGGCUGGAUGGGCUGGCGACGUUGAGCGUGCCGGUUCAGGCGGCGGGGGACUGGGCUGGCAGGAUGGGUGUGAACCCGAAGAGCACGUAUGAGACGUCGGCGGUGCUGGCGACGCACAUUGAGAGCGCGACGGUGCCGCUAAGGCUGAAGGACUCGGGGUACGACCUGGGCAGCAUGUGCGGAGCACUAAACUGCGACGGGAGCAUGCGCUUUGCGCAUCUCUCGGGCGUGUUCCCGCUGGACUCGCCACUCGAGCCCGAGCGGGACUUUAAGCGCAGGCUGUACGAUUUCUCGUCGCUCCCGUCAGGAGCGACAGAGAGACUGGUGAGCAAACGUUUCUGGGCGCGUGUUGGGCUUAUGCGAGGCGAUCGUCAGGACACGCGGCUGGAGUAUGCGAGGAUGUACGUUGCACGGGGAUUCUCGUCAUCGGAUCGGGGAGUGUUCGAGCGCUGGAGCGAGGGGUGCAGGCCGAUGCCGUACAGGAUCUUUGCGCCGGCGUACCCAAUCCCGACGUCGUUCCCGCACAUUGUCGCUCCCACGGCCGUAUCGCCACCGCGGCGACCGUACUCGGCCCCGACGGUGGGUGCACUGGCGUCGGUGCACACGGGGGCAGACACGGCACGGCUGUUUGGUGGGUACGCAGCGCUGGUGGAGGACGUGGGGCGGCGGAAGCCGGAGGUGCUGGCCGCGGUGGGACUGGAGGGAGACGAGGUGGAGGAGCUGCGGGAUGCGCUGUGGGAGCUACGGGACGGGUAUGCGGGCGGGGAGGACGGCGGAGGGGACGAAGAGCUGGGGGAGGACGAGGAGUAG